GAAACAUCAAAGAGGAAAACCGGAAAAGCAAUUUUGCAAAACGUCGAAUUUUUUUUUGAUUUCUAUAAAUUUUAUUAAAAGUUUUGAUUUUAAGUAAAAUUUUAAAAAAAACUUAGAAAGAAAAUGCCUUCCAUUGAUAAGGUGUCUACGGAAAAGCACGAAGGUGAUGCUGUGUGCAUUGCAUUCUAUGGAAAUCAGGUCUUCUCAGGUGGUGCCGAUGGUAAAAUUAAAAUAUGGGAUGGUGAUUUGAAUCUCAUUAAAAGCAUUGAUGCCCAUGAAUCGUACAUCUAUGCCUUGGCCAUCAACAGUCAAGGCAAAGUGUAUUCGAGCAGUUGCGAUGGUUGUGUGAAAUUUAUGCUGCCACCCUAUGAUAAAGUCGAGGAGCUAGUCAGAUGCGAUGAUGUUAUACAGGCCAUGUAUUGCGAAGGGGAUGUCUUGUAUGCGGGCGACGACAAAGGUGUUGUCUCCAAUUGGGAAAAUGAUAAAAUGCUCUUCAAAUAUAAUCUCGUGGAAGAGGUGAAAUCAUUGGCAGCCGAAAAAGGUUGGAUCUACACUGUGCGUGAUUUGGAUAUGGUCAUUUCAGAAGUGGUGCAGGGAAAAUCAGGCAAAUAUGUGACAAGAGGAGUUAUGCCAGGAAAAUCACCACUGUGUUUGUUAUGUCCCACCCCAGAGAUGAGGCAUAAAUAUGUGGCCUUGGCCGAUCGCACAGGAAAGGGUUUUGUAAUGAUAAGCAAUUCACCGGAAGAGCAAUUCAAAGUGAAAUCGGAACAAGCGGACUGCCAUGAAAUGAUUAUCAAUGCCUUUUGCAGUGAUGGCACUAACCUGUAUAGUGGCGGCUAUGAUAACAAAGUCAAAGGCUGGACGGAUAUGGAUCAACCAAAACUUAAAGCCUUGGGAGAAGUCGAGGCUGGCUCUUGUGUUAAUGCCUUGUGUUGUGGCACCGCAAAUGCCGUCUACAUAGCAACCAGCGAUGGUGUCAUUCGCCGAGCUAAAUUUGUUUAAGCAGACAGUAUUUGGAAGACUUAGGUUAUGAAUUUUAAAUGUGUGUAUAGGUAGUGACUUUUUGAAUUAGUUGUAGAAUACUAAAACAAACUAAAUUUGUUUAGUACAGCUUUCUUUUUAUUAUGAUUUUUACAAUUUUAUAUAAAACAGGCUUUCAAUAACAAAUAUGCUUUCGAAAAAUAUAUUUGAAUUUGAGUUUAAGACUCUAAAACGGGAGAAAGGUUAAUUAGUGGGGGUUUUAUCAAGCAAUAGUUCGAUAAAUCCUAUUUUCAAAAAUAUCCUUAAAAGAAAAUUUGAACAAAAACUCAUAGUCGGCAUUCAAGGAGAGACUUUCCUUAUUAUAACAGAGGUCGGACGAA
Messenger RNA from Stomoxys calcitrans (stable fly), 1361 nucleotides. RefSeq names its product E3 ubiquitin-protein ligase TRAF7. Lineage: Eukaryota; Metazoa; Arthropoda; Insecta; Diptera; Muscidae. Gene Ontology annotation, molecular function: protein binding. The record is from RefSeq and is a predicted model, not a curated record. The coding region runs from base 124 to 1002 and encodes 292 amino acids. The transcript is spliced from 3 exons.